Messenger RNA from Asparagus officinalis (garden asparagus), 1818 nucleotides. Its product is annotated as thylakoid lumenal 29 kDa protein, chloroplastic-like. The transcript has 7 exons. Gene Ontology annotation, cellular component: chloroplast thylakoid membrane. NCBI's taxonomy places the organism in Eukaryota, Viridiplantae, Streptophyta, Magnoliopsida, Asparagales, Asparagaceae. The coding region runs from base 753 to 1139 and encodes 128 amino acids. Gene Ontology annotation, biological process: cellular response to oxidative stress; hydrogen peroxide catabolic process; response to reactive oxygen species. Gene Ontology annotation, molecular function: heme binding; peroxidase activity. The record is from RefSeq and is a predicted model, not a curated record.
GAAAGGAAAAGAAAGUAUAAAAGAAAGUUGCUUUCCCUUGUUUGGUUUGAAAGAAAAUCAGAAGUAAAAUGAUUAUUAGAUUCCCUGAAGAAAAACCCUCACGCAAUUUUUCUGUUCACCUUUCUCUGCUCCACGCUAGCGAAAACGAGAGAGAUCGAGAGAAAAUCUCGCUCGUCGCCUCCUCCCAAAAUCCCGACUCAUCCGAUCCUCUAGUUCGUCUCCAUCCCCCCUCUCUACUUCAACAUCAAUCAAACCCUAGGUCGAGCCUGAUGCAAAGCCUAGUUCGAUGCCAACGCCCUAGUUCAGUGUCGAUGCAAACCCUAGUUCGACAUCCAUAAACCCUAGGCAACCCUAGUUCGACAUUGGUUUCCUUCGAUUUGCUCAAUAUUUGAUGCCAGAGCUCUUUGAUCAAAUCCUAGUUCGCCGGAGCUCUCUCUCUCUCUCUCUCUCUCUCUCUCUCUCUCUCUCUCUCUCUCUCUCUCUCUCUCUCUCUCUCUCUCUCUCUCCCCCUACGAUACAAUUACUCAAGCAAAGGUUUUUUUUUCUUCAGUUCAUCAUCAGAGAUUCUGGACGAAGUUCGCCUUGUAAAGUUGCUUGACCAAUGCAAUGGAUAAAAUCACAAGGUCAGGUUACUGAAGGGAAAUCCGGAGCUUGUUCCGUCGAUACUGACCCUCGCACUCAAUGAUGCUGUGACUUAUGACAAGGCUACGAAAUCUUGGGGGCCAAAUGGAUCAAUCCGAUUAAGUUCGGAGAUGAGCAGGCCUGAAAACAGUGGGCUUUCUUCUGCUAUGAAUCUGUUGACAACGAAAAAGGAAAUUGAUUCUUAUUCCAAAGGAGGACCUCUUGCAUUUGCAGACCUCAUCCAAUAUGGGGCACAAGCUGCCGUGAAGAAAACCUUCCUUGAUUCUGCCAUUCGCAAAUGUGGCGGGAAUGAGGAGAAGGGAAGAUUACUAUAUACAGCAUACGGUUCGACUGGCCAGUGGGGCUUAUUUGAUAGACAAUUUGGACGAUCUGACGCUCAGGAACCUGAUCCAGAGGGGCGUAUUCCGCAGUGGGACAAGGCUUCAGUCCAGGAAAUGAAGGAUAAGUUCUCUAGCAUUGGUUUCGGCCCUCGCCAGGUGGACAAGGGACAAGAAUGAGGGAGGAAGUAGAAUGCUAAUCAUGCCUCCUGUAUUGUUCCUCUCCAUUGGAAUUGCUUGAAGUUGUGACUGUUGGUUGUUGCAUCAAAGUAUCUGUUCCUAUAUUCAUGUGUAUUUUCAUGGAAAAGCCAAAUGAAUAAGCACUAGGAUUUCAUAGCUGUUCGGAAAAUACUAGUCUAACUAUGAUAUGAGACUUGUUAUGUGAAUGCAAAUUAAUUUCUGAUGUUUUGGCUGUCUACAAGCCACUUUCAUCAUUUCUGAUGAUUAGUCUUAAUAAAAGAACCAUGACACAACAAGUGGUAGUUUCAUUUUUCUUCUAAAAGAAUGUUAAGACUUUAUUUUAUAGGUUUUUGAUGUUUAUAUUGUACUUAUUUGAAUUUUUUGAAUUAAUUUCAGAGGAUGAAGGAUGUGAGAUUGAUGUUUCGAGGGGCUCACUAAAGUCAAAAAUCAAGGACUUCGGCAGAUUUAUCUGUCUCUCUCUCUCUCGCUCUGUGUGUUUAAAAUUUUCUAUAUGAAAUUGAUUGUAACAAACUUUGUUGGUGAAGAUUUUCUAGAUGAAAUUGAUUGUAAUAGACUUUGUUGGUUAAGAUUUUCUAUAUGAAAUUGAUUGUAAUAGAAUUUGUGACUAGAAUUGGAUUAUACUUUUUAUUCGGAAUAUCAUGACAUUUACUUUAGAUUA